This is a messenger RNA of Encephalitozoon hellem ATCC 50504, 1002 nucleotides long. RefSeq names its product U2 snRNP/pre-mRNA association factor. The coding region runs from base 1 to 1002 and encodes 333 amino acids. The transcript has a single exon. Gene Ontology annotation, molecular function: RNA binding. Lineage: Eukaryota; Fungi; Microsporidia; Unikaryonidae. Gene Ontology annotation, biological process: mRNA splice site recognition; regulation of alternative mRNA splicing, via spliceosome; alternative mRNA splicing, via spliceosome. The record is from RefSeq and is a predicted model, not a curated record. Gene Ontology annotation, cellular component: catalytic step 2 spliceosome; precatalytic spliceosome.
AUGAUAAUCGUGAAUGAUGAGGAGCUCCAGAGGACUAUAGAGGAAACAUCUUGCGCUAAAAAGAACGAGCUUAAAAACCUUGAUGCAGCAUAUAAAAGUGUGAUAAAAUACAACAAGUGGGUCAUUCCAAAGGAAGGAAUUAAGGCCAUCAAGUUUGACAGCACUCUGCUUAACAAGGUGUACAUAGGUAACAUUUCUGCGGCAAGAGAUUCUAUUCAAGGCCUUCUUUCUGUAUUUGGACCAGUGUCCGUGACAUGCAUAAGUAGUAAGGAUUGUGCAUUUGCAGACUUUGACAAUCCCCAUGCAGCCUAUCUGUGCAUGGAGGAAGUCAAUGGAAUGGUUUUUAAUGGAAAGACCUUGAAAGCAGGAAGAACAUCCACAUUUCCAUCUGAAAUCCCAAAGGACCUUGGGCCCCCCGAUGAAACCAUUGUUUAUGUAUCAAACAUAGACUUGGAUAUCGAAGAAGAGCAGCUAAAGGACAUUUUUGAGAAGAUGGGAAGAAUUAAGGAUGUGGGGCUUGUUUACGGGUCAUCCUUUGUGCACAAGGGAUAUGGAUAUGUACAGUUCUUGAGGCCUGUUGAUGCAAGGAGAGCCCUAGGAUACAGCAACAAGAUCAGCCUCUAUGGAAAGAAAAUAAGGAUAGGGCCUAGUGUCAUUAAGAUGGAGUUACCGAAAAGAAGCUAUCCCGCUAUUCCUGAGAAGGUAUUCGAAAUAAAGAAAAGGAUUGAGAAUGUUAUCUUUGGCAGGGGAAGAAUGGUUGUGCUGAGAAACUUGAUAGACAUAGACGAUGCAGAUGAAGAUUUUGACCAGGAGAUGGAGAGCGAGAUGAGGAAGUAUGGAAGUGUUGAUAGAUUUGGGAUAUGCAAGAAAGGAGAGGUGGCUGUAUAUUGCCUAUACUCGACAGAAGACGAGGCUAGGCACUCGUUCAACAUCCUCAAUGGGCGGUUUUUUGGAGGAAGAAGAAUUCGUGCAGAAAUGUCAUGUGGGGAGUUUCCUCUAUGA